ACUUAGGGCGGCUUGCGUGACUUCCUAUUUAAAGAUAUUUUAAUUUUAGUUAGCUAAACGCAUUUAUCUCAAUAAACGUAUUUAUACUAAACACAAUUUGUAUUGUCUUGCACGGCUCAUUUGAAGUCGAAAUUUAGCUAAACGUAUUUAGCAUGUGUUACGUUUCAUUCUAUGCAUAUUUUCAUCUAAACAUUUAAAAACACCUCGAAAAAUUGCGUGAAUAGAAACAAAUGCCGCCAGAAAUUAACUGUCACUGUCACUAAAUGACACUUGAGUUCACUUGACACUACACUUCACUACAAGUUCUGGUUCUGGUCUCCUCCUGAAAACUUAUCGUAAAUUUCAGUUCAGUGUGUGAUAAUGAGUGGUAAAAGUGCCUCACGCCCUCGCGGGCCUAAUUUUACGAAAGAGGAACAAUUCCUGUUGUUCAACACGGUCCAACCAUUCUGCAGCAUCAUCGAAUGCAAGAAAACCGAUUCGGUGCGGCAGGUAGACAAGCAGAAUGCCUGGUCUAGAAUUACCGAGAACUUUAAUGCAAAUUCUAAGGGCGCACCAAGAAGUGUGGAAAAUCUAAUUUCAUGCUACAGAAAUGUUAAAAGUAAAUUUAAAAAACAACACUCGGAAGCGAAAAUGAUGUUGAAAGACUCCGGAAAAGACUUGAUAAAUGCUGUAGAAGAGCAUGGUGAGGAUUGGGAAGAAAUCUCUUCCACCAUGAAUCAACCAAUUGAAGUUUGUAGAAAUAGCUUCGAAAAUCUAAAGAAACAAUUAAAAAAAGAAGACACUCAGCGGAAGAGUGUAAUAAUGGGAACAGGUGGGGGACCUCCACCGCCUAAUGAUGAAGGUGAACCUUUAAAUAAAUUAAGAAAAUUUAUUGAACCCCAAAUGGAUGGUCUGUUCACCAUUUAUGAUGGAGAUGCAAAUAUAAUGGCCCAGUACCAAGCAUCUCUGCCAAAAGAGGACCAACGAACUCCCAUUGAGCACAAUUUGAAAAGUGUUUCAGCUGGUACUAGUGAUACCAUAAAGGACUAUGUAAAUUAUAAUGAAAUUAUAAUUGAUGACCACCUUGCUGUCCUCACCACGCCAAACAAAUCCAAAUUAACAAGUAGAGAUACCAUAAAGGACUAUGUAAAUUAUAACGAAAUUAUAAUUGAUGACCACCUUGCUGUCCUCACCACGCCAAACAAAUCCAAAUUAACAAGUAGAGAUGAACAUGAAACUGGUUCGGGUAAACCAUCAACAAGUGACAUACAUACAAUGAAGCAAGAAAAUGAAAUACACACCUCACCAAAUUUUAAGGACCUUACAAGAACCGAAAUUUUAAGGAAAAAGAAGCCUACAGAGCUGAUGAGGACUAAUGAUACAAGGAAAAAAACUACAGUCAAUGACAGUUUUCAAGACCUGGCCAUGGAGAAAAUUAAAUUGGUCAGGGAGCAACAAAGACUAUGUCAAAUCGAGACAGAGCAUAAAAGAAAAUUAUUUGAAAUUGAGUUGGAAGAAAAGCUGUUGGAGAAACAGUUUAAUGCUGAAAUGCGUGCCAAGCAGCUCCUUCUAAUCGAUUUAAAAAUAAAGAAAGAAGGAUCUAUGAUUGAGAGCGGUGGUAGCUCAGUCGUGUAAGCACCCGCUUCUCCCGCCCUAGAUCCUUCUUUCAUUAUUUUACAGAAUAAGAAUACCAUUGCUUUUACGGUGAAGGAAAACAUCGUGAGGAAACCUACAUAUCUAGAUUUAGCACAUCUUGAUAUGUGAACCCACCAACCCACAGUAGACCAGCGUGGUGGAAAAUGGUCCAAGCUUAGGAAGGCAGUUUAGACCUAUGGGAUAUGCGUUUGUAAGGUACUUGUCAAGUAGUAUGCCAUGUGUUGAUUGUUACCUACUCUGUGAUUGAUUAUUGACU
Molecule: messenger RNA, 1891 nt
Organism: Plutella xylostella (diamondback moth)
Lineage: Eukaryota; Metazoa; Arthropoda; Insecta; Lepidoptera; Plutellidae
Source: RefSeq, a predicted model, not a curated record